Messenger RNA from Pararge aegeria (speckled wood butterfly), 1607 nucleotides. RefSeq names its product proton-coupled amino acid transporter-like protein pathetic. Gene Ontology annotation, biological process: amino acid transmembrane transport. Gene Ontology annotation, cellular component: vacuolar membrane. Gene Ontology annotation, molecular function: amino acid transmembrane transporter activity. The coding region runs from base 1 to 1398 and encodes 465 amino acids. The transcript has 11 exons. Lineage: Eukaryota; Metazoa; Arthropoda; Insecta; Lepidoptera; Nymphalidae. The record is from RefSeq and is a predicted model, not a curated record.
AUGGUUGGGCCACUCGAAAAUAUACAGGAUGAGAGUGAUCAACCGAAUCAAGAGAGACCAAGAGUGAUUCACCGAGGUCAUCACAAAUAUGAGAUCAAGGCGAGGGGCGAAGCUGCCAAAAACUAUGAUUUCAAUGCAGCCAGACCUCCUGGGAAAAGGACUACAGUGAUAGAGUCGAUUGGUCACCUGGUCAAGAGCUGUCUGGGCGGGGGUGUAGUGGCCAUCCACGAAGCAUUCAAACAAUGUGGCCUGUGGACGUCUGUCGUGCUCACAGUACUGCUCGGUAUAAGUGUCAGCUACUGCAUGUAUAUCCUGGCCCGAUCAGCUCAGAAGAUAUACGGCCGGGUACAAGUACCAGCUAUGUCUUAUCCCGAUUUGGCGGAAGCUUCCUUGGAGAUCGGACCCUUUGCGUCUUUGAAAAAGUACAGCAAAUGCUUUAGGUACGCUGUGGAUUUCAUAAUAUGCGUGGACCUGUUCGGAUCGUGCUGCGUGUACCAGAUCAUGAUCGCUCGUACCAUGAAGCAGCUGAUCGAAGGGACGGACGAGAUCGCGACCGGGGGCAGCCCGUCGCUGAGACAGCUGAUCGCAGCAUUGCUUAUACCCUGCAUCCUUCUCUGCAUGAUCACAACUUUGAAGUACCUCGCGCCAUUUUCAAUAGCAGCAGACGCUAUUAUAUUGGUCGUGGCCGGUUCGACGAUAUACUACGCCGUGAAACAUCAGACUAUGAGCCCUUUGGAGUUUCCCGCAUUCAAGAGCUGGCCCGGCCUGUUUGAGUUCAUGGGCGUGUGCGUGUUCAGCAUGGAGGGAGUGGGGGUGACUCUGGCGAUCGAGAACUCUAUGGAGGAUCCGAAAAAGAUACCCGUGGUUUUAGUUGGAGGGAUGUCAGCUGUGAUCAGUAUUGCUAUGUGCUUUGGCUUUUUCGGCUACUGGGGUUUCGGGGAGAAGUCGAAAUCGCCGGUGACCCUGAACUUCCCAUUAGAGCCCUUUCCGAUAGCGCUCAAAGUGUUCAUGGCAGGGAUGAUAUAUGUGACCUUCGCCCUCAAUUUCUGGAUCCCGUUCGAGCUGAUCUGGUACUACAUUAAGAGGCGGUACCAGGAGACUAGCUACUGGAUCUGGGAGAGGGUCUGGCGAGCAUCCAUAGUGUUCAUCAUCACCACCGUUGCUGUCAUCUUUCCAGCCGUCACAAAGUUUAUUGGACUGAUUGGUUCCUUCUGCCUAUCCAGUAUGGGCUUCAUGUUCCCGGCGUUUAUAGAACUGUGCCUGGACUGGGAGGACCCAGGUCUUGGAAUGUUCAACUGGCGACUGUGGAAAUGCGUUAUUAUAUGCGUAUUCGGCGCCAUUUUGUGUAUUGUCGGCACGUAUAUUAAUGCUAGAGAACUUUUUAAGGAAGUCUUUUAGCAAUUUUUUAUUUUAGGUUAAGUCUGAGAAAGUUCGAUCAAUAUUGUAUUAGCUAUCGAGCCAUUACCCCCGACUUAUCGUCAUGAAUAGCCUAACAGUCCAUCAGUUUGGCAACCCUAGCGGAGCGGUUAGCACUGUGGUUUUAAGUGCUAGGUAUAUUUUUUUCGGAUUGUGUGUAGCUGAUUAACCCUAAUGAUUUUAACAGUGUA